AUGCUGGCAGACUGCCACCCAAAGCUUCUGCACGCCCUUAUUCAGAAAUAUUCAAUUUCUUCAGCUGUACAAGGAUCUGGUGGAGGAGGAGCUGGCAACUCACUGGUGGAGACCACAACCAGAGGACCCCACUUUGACGCAGCAGCUUCUAAAAACGUUACGGCGCUGCUCGGAAAAACAGCCUACUUAAAUUGCAGAGUAAAAAACUUAGCCAAUAGAACGGUGUCCUGGGUCAGACAUCGGGACGUCCACUUACUGACCGUCGGCCGGUAUACGUACACGAGCGACCAGCGCUUCAGGGCCAUCCAUCAGUCCCAUUCCGAAGACUGGACGCUGCAAAUCAAGUAUCCCCAGCAUAGGGACUCGGGAGUGUACGAGUGCCAGGUGUCCUCCACCCCGCACCUCAGCCAUUUCAUCCAUUUGACUGUCAUUGAGCCCGACACGGAGAUCGUGGGCGGCCCCGAACUGUUCAUCGAUCGCGGCAGCACCAUCAAUCUCACCUGCGUGGUCCGGCACAGUCCCGAGCCGCCCGCUUACAUUUUCUGGAACCACAACGAUGCGAUAAUCAGUUAUUCAAGCUCAAGAGGUGGAGUCAGCGUAGCUACAGAGAGAGGCGAAACCAGCAGAAGCGUUCUUCUAAUUCAGAAAGCACGCCCAUCCGAUUCCGGUAACUACCAGUGCAACCCUUCUAACGCUAGACCAGCCAACGUGACGGUACACGUUUUAAACGGUGAACAUCCCGAAGCAAUGCAACAUGGCGGCAACCAACGGAUGGGGCCCUCCCUAGGCGUGCUGGCAUUCAUCGCUUACGUUCUGCUGGCGUACAGUUAAACGCCCAAGAAAUCCAACCCGUUCGCACUAAUAAAGCAAGAAUAAACAAAGAGAAUAAAAACCAAUGUCGUGACUUUUACACUGUCGAACUUUUUCCUUCCAUGAAAACGUCGUAUGGUUUCGUGCCGCCUAGAACUUCAUACCGUACUGUGUCCAUUAUGUUGUCGUGUUUAACGGAAUAACUACAUUCGUCUAUUAUCUGACAGAAUACGAUGUAUACUUCCUUCGUUUAUUGCAGGAAAUUAGUGCAUUAGUUUGAAGGAAAUUUUGUUUUAAGAUUGGUAUCGUCAACAUUAAUGCAGCCUAUAUUUUUUGGCCGACUACCAAUUUAGAACAAAAUGUACGAAAUUUUAACAUUUCCACAAUUAAUUACAAAGGCAAUUCAACCAAAUAAUUCGUUAGAUUGUUUCUUGAGGCUGUUUCAAAAAACCAAGACACAAACAAACAAUUUUCACAAAACUAAGACAGUAACGAUUUACAGCAAUUUUAGCAUUG
This is a messenger RNA of Sitophilus oryzae (rice weevil), 1326 nucleotides long. RefSeq names its product lachesin-like. Gene Ontology annotation, biological process: synapse organization. The record is from RefSeq and is a predicted model, not a curated record. NCBI's taxonomy places the organism in Eukaryota, Metazoa, Arthropoda, Insecta, Coleoptera, Curculionidae. The transcript has 6 exons. Gene Ontology annotation, cellular component: neuron projection membrane. The coding region runs from base 1 to 831 and encodes 276 amino acids.